AUGGUGGAGCUAUGUACAACAGUUACUCCUGAUGAGUGGAAUCGUGGGGGUGAAGUGAUUACAAAGCAGAUGGGUGAAGGCAAGUGGAUUCAAGAGAAUCAUGGAACACUUGGGAUCAUCCAGAGGUCGCUCUCAAGUUCAACCCUGGAAGCUGAUGGUCAUGAAGGGACAGCUAAGGAGUUGUGGGAGAGUAUGGAAGCUGUGUAUGAGGACAGAUCGCAUCUAUGCAAGGUUUUUUGUGAGUUGAAGGCACUCAGACCGAGUACCUCAGAUAAAGACAUACUGAAGAGAAGGCUAGAGCAAGAUGAAGUGUUUAGUCUUCUGCUGAGUUUAGAUAAGUCUUAUGAUAAGCUGGUCAGGAAGAUCCUCACGGAAGAAGUCCUACCUGAUGUGGAGAGUGUGUGUGCAUACAUAGGAGACAUAAAAGAUGGGGAUAGCUUAACAAACAGACACGAGAAGGGUGGAGCUGAUGAGGUGAUUACCAGAAGAGAAUGGGAUGCAUUUGUAGCCAAAGCGAAAGCACUCACUGCAUCAAAGAAGCAAGGAAGUCAUUCAGUAAGGUCUAAACCUAUUAUUGUGGAUUCUGGAGCCAGUCAUCACAUGAUCAGUGAUAGGAGUCUGAUGGAUGAAGUGAGAGCAGCUACUGGAAAUGUUCAGAUAGCAAAUGGAGAUAAAAUUCCUAUAGAAGGGAUAGGAAGCUUGAAGCUAUUUGACAGGGAGUCAACAGCCUUGUACCUGCCUCAGUUUACCUCCAAUUUGAUAUCUGUAAAGAGAGCUACUAUUGAUUUGCAAUGUCAAGUAGUAUUCAGGCCACAGGAGGUUGAGUUUCAAGAUCUUGUUACGGGUCAAGUGAUUGGAAAGGGGAGCAGUACCAACAAUCUAUACCAGCUACAAUCAACUAAGCUCUCUAAACCCUCUAUCUCUAUAUGCAUGAGUAGUACUGCUGAUGGCUAUGAAAAAUCUAAGUAUACAUGGGUCACAUUGCUUCCCUCCAAGGAUAGAGUGUUAGAGGCAUUUAUAAACUUCCAAGCUUAUGUCACUAAUCACUAUAAUGCUACUGUGAAGGUACUAAGGUCAGACAAUGGAGUUGUCUCAGCAUGUUAUCUCAUCAACAGGACACCGACGAAAGUUCUGAGGGAUCUAUCUCCAUUUGAGGUACUGAACAAGGCUAGGCCGCAGAUUCAACAUCUGAGAGUGUUUGGGUGUACCUGCUAUGUAUUGGUUCCAGGAGAGCUGAGGAAGAAGCUUGAUGCAAAGAGCACUAAGGCUAUGUUUAUUGGAUACUCCAUUACUCAGAAAGGGAAAAGGUAUUAUGAAGAAAAGAUAUGGGAAGAUUUGAAGGAUCUUCCACAAACGCCAUCAGAUAAGGCAACAAAUCUGAGGAAAAUAUUGGAGAAUCUUGGGAUUAGCAUGACCCAGGAUCAGGGAACAAGAAGAGAACCACCAAGAAGCCCAAGUACUCAUGAGGAGGAAAGUGAAAGGAGGUCCCCUCUUGAUCAUGAGGGGGGAAGUGAAGCUGAAUCAGGAGUGCAACAACAACAGCAAGUGAUUCAGGAAGUCAUGAUCAAGGAGAGACACAAGGAGAAGAGAGUCCAAGAUCAGAUGGAGAUGCGCAGGCUGAUAGAGAGAGUCCAAGAUCAGAUGGAGAUGCGCAGAUUGAUAGAGAUGAGCAGGCAGCUAUGCAAAAUCCAGUCGAGUCAGUUGGGAUUCAGGAACCAGAAACAGAGGUCAACCACUGAGGAGAAGUACCAGGGUAAAGAAAGAUCCAUCAAAUUGGGUGAACACAAGGAUAUACUACAAUGCGGAGGCCGUAGCACAUCCGACUCAAGCAGUAUGUUCGUUUGCAACAUAUCCAGAGGAGCAUGUGGUCUUCAUGUGUAA
Brassica napus (rape) is the source of this 1881-nucleotide messenger RNA. RefSeq lists its product as uncharacterized. The coding region runs from base 1 to 1881 and encodes 626 amino acids. The record is from RefSeq and is a predicted model, not a curated record. The transcript has 6 exons. NCBI's taxonomy places the organism in Eukaryota, Viridiplantae, Streptophyta, Magnoliopsida, Brassicales, Brassicaceae.